This is a messenger RNA of Miniopterus natalensis, 888 nucleotides long. The record is from RefSeq and is a predicted model, not a curated record. Lineage: Eukaryota; Metazoa; Chordata; Mammalia; Chiroptera; Miniopteridae.
AUGUUGGAAGACUUGGAGAUGCUGGAAGAUGUGGAGAUUCUGGAAGACAUGGAGAUGCUGGAAGACAAGCAGAUGCUGGAAGCCCUGGAGAUGCUGGAAGACCUGGAAGUGUAGGAAGACAUGAAUUUUCUCGAAGACAUGGCUUAGUUGGAAGACGUAGAUUUUCUGGAAGACGUGGCUUUGUUGGAAGACGUGACUUGGUUGGAAGACGUGGUUUUGUUGGAAGACGUGGAUUUUCUGGAAGACGUGGCUUUGUUGGAAGACAUGGAUUUUCUGGAAGACGUGGCUUUGUUGGAAGACGUGAGUAUGCUGGAAGACAUGAAUUUGAUGGAAGACACAGCUUUGUUGGAAGACAAGGAUUUGCUGGAAGCCAUUGAUUUUCUGGAAGCCAUGGAUUUGAUGGAAGACGUAGAUAGUUUGGAAGACCUGGAACUGAUUGGAAGAUAUGGAUUUCCUGGAAGACAUGGAUUUUCAGGAAGACCCGAAUUGUCCGGAAGAUCUUGAUUGUUUGGAAGAUGUAGAUUUGCUGGAAGACCUGGAGAUUUGCAGAAGACGAAGAUUAAGUGGAAGACAUGAAUUUUCUGGAAGACGUGGCUUUAUCAGAAGACCUGGAUUUAGUGGAAGACAUAGAUUUUGUCUGGAAGACGUGGAUUGACCAGAAGACUGGAUUUGGUGGAAGACAUGGAUUGGUUGGAAGACCUAAAUUUUUCCGGAAGAUAUAUGGACUUUGUGGAAGACCUACAAUUGCUGGAAGACUGGAUUUGCUGGAAGGCAUGGAUUGUCUGGAAGGCGUGGUUUGUCCGGAAGACGUGGAUUGUCUGGAAGACAUGGAUUUUCUGGAAGACUGGGAUUAGCUGGAAGACCUUGAUGUUGUUGGAAGACUUGUAA